AGCAUGAACUAAUGGUGCACGCGUCUAUCAAUACAAACGUUCAUAUGAUUUGUUCAAAGCUGAUAGGAAUAUAACAGGAAAAAUGAAGCUGGUGUUGGUGCUUCUUAUUGCUUUGACAGACAUUGUGACGUGCAAUUGGAAUGCCUUUGGUAAAUAUCAUGAAUCGGGCCAUAUCAAUGAUGAAAUAUCGGAGUUUAACGCAGAGGCGGCGGCGUGUGAUGGAAACCUCUUAGGAAAGUGUGAUAUAUCGCGCCAUAUCAAGGAUCAAAUAUUAGAGUACUACGUUGACUGCAGUAAUCGAGACCUCACAGCUGUUCCAAACAAUCUGCCACUAAAUACAACUUGUUUGAAUAUGAAUGGAAACAAAAUAUCUAAAAUCAAUGGAACAUCAUGGCAAAGGUAUAAAUUAUUAAAGAAAUUAUCAUUAGCUAGGAACAUGAUAGACAGAGUUCACAGUGGGGAUUUUGCUGGACUACUAAUGCUAGAAAUGCUUGAUUUAAGUUUAAAUCAAAUUAGAUAUUCCAAUAUAGCUAGGAAUGCGUUUCGACCGCUGAAAAAAUUAAUUUACUUAGAUUUAAAGCAGAACCUAUCUAAUAUCUGGAGUAAUGAGACCUAUCCCGUUACCCUGAACCAUCUGUAUUAUCUUCAUACCUUGGUUAUCGACGGACUUGGUACACAACCACUGCCUUACAUGCCGAAUGUUAUCGAGAUGUAUAUGUCUGGAGAGUACGGUAGAUGUAACAUUCCAAAUAUCAACGGAAGUUUCUUUGAAAAUACCUUAGGAGUUCAAAACUUAUUCCUGUCAAAAUGUUUGAUCAGGAAAAUAGAAUUUAACACCUUUAAGCUUCUUCGAAACAUAACAUCUCUAGACCUGUCAUGGAAUAUCAACCUUGGCAUAGAAUCUAUGCCAAAUAUUACCAGUGGAUUGAAUGAUAGCAAAACAUUGAAACGUUUGAACUUAAACACGUUGUAUAAUCACUCACAAUUUGAUUUCUGCUCGUCAUUAAACAUAGAUGAUGUUAGAUAUUUAUCUAACACUUCCAUUGAGCUGAUUACAGUUGAAAACAACAAUCUUGUGCGCAUGGAUAAAGCCUCAGUAAAACAAUGGCCUAGGUCUAUUAAGUACCUCUCAGUUCAGCAUAAUAUGUUUCUAUAUGGUAACUAUACACCGUAUCUGAUAUCGAGCGGUGCUAUGAAUAAAAUAGUUUAUUUGGAUAUAAGUCGUAUGGCAGCUUCUAAUCGCCCAAUCUCCUCUCCCAGAUAUGGUGUUUCAAUGAAGAAAAAUUAUGAACAACGAUUGCAACCAAAUACAUACGACACUUGUCAACCAGAAAUAACAGUUAGCAAUUUUCACUCUUUGUGUAUGUCUAUGUUCACUCGUAACCAAUUUCCGGACUAUUUCCAAGUAAUCGAAGACAAACUAAAACAACAUGAUAUCGGAACAGAUAAUAUAAUAAUUGAUUCUCCAGAAAUCGAUUCACCGAGUAAACUUGAAUAUCUAGACAUAUCUGACAACCUCCCGGUACUGAUCGAAAGAGUGUUUGAAAUCUUCCGUAACAUUUCUAAUUUGAAAGUCCUAAAUGUGUCCAGAAAUUAUCUAGGGUACCCCUUAUAUGACGGCGAUGCUAUUAUAGGACAUCUGAAAAAUAUUCGUACUCUAGACCUUAGUGAUAAUAAAAUUAUUCAUUUAAUGCCAAACAUAUUCAACAACCUUACAAAACUUGAAAAUCUUUAUUUAUCACAAAAUAAAAUAAGUAAUAUAACGUUUGAAUUAAGCCAUUUGAAAAAUCUAAGUUAUUUGGAUCUGGAAGUCAACAGUCUGGAAUCUAUCAAUUUGGCUGCUAGAGAUGCAUUUGAUAAAUUGCUAAAUAUAAAAAUCAACAUUGCGAGAAACAAUUUAAAAUGCGUAUGUGAGAACAUAGAGUUUUUCCUUUGGGUUAAAAAACAUAAAGAUAAGUUCGCAAAAAUAGAAGAAACAUAUUGUAAGUUCAAAAAUUCUACGUCGGUGUCACUAGCAACAUUAAAUUAUGAUCAAUUACGGUUAGAAUGCUCGAGUUAUCUAACAUUAAUUCUCAUUGCAAGUUUGUCUGUUCUUUUCUUUAUCAUUAUUCUAAUAACUGCGCUAGUCUACCGAUUCCGAUGGAACCUCCGAUAUUUGUAUUACAUGACAAAAAUUAAACUUUUCGCUGAUUAUCAACGAAUGAAUGAUACUGAAUACGAGAAAGAUGUUUUUGUCUCAUACGCUGAUGAAGACCGAGGAUUUGUAAUUGAGCAGGUAAAACGCGAAUUAGAGGAAAAAGGUGAAAUUUCGUUAUUAAUUCAUGACCGAGAUUUCCGUGCAGGCGAAUAUGUAGUUGACAAUAUAUUGCGAGCGAUCACCUCUACGCGCAGAACGCUCAUUAUUCUAACGAGAGACUUUGUGAGAAGUAAAUGGUGUAUGUAUGAAUUAAAUAUGGCCCGAAUGGAAGCAGCGGAUACUGGCAGAAAUGUUCUGUGUGUCAUCCUGAAAGAGGAUAUACCACUUAAACAUCUGCCAAUAGAAAUAAUAGACGUUUUACAGAAAAAGACAUAUUUAGAAUACCCAACCAUUGAAGACAAUUUGCAGGGAUUUUGGGACAGAUUAAGAGUAACUCUUGAGAAUAAAAUGUAAUUAUUCGUAAGUGACGCGAUCAUCCUUUGUAAUUAAGGUUUGAAAGCGAACAGUAUGGAUCCUGACCAGACUGCGCAGACGCACAGGCUGUUCUGGAUCCAUGCUGGUCGCAAAGGCACUAUGUUGAUUUUCUCAUGGCGCGGCUCAAAUACAUUUGUACAAAUUUACAUAUACAGCCGUUUCAUUGAAAAUUUACCAAUCAUUUUUCAAACCACACAGAAGGUAUUCUCCGCAUGGACUAUGCAUCUGUGAAGGUAUUGUGCUAAUAGACUACGUAUCUGUAAAGAUAUCAUGCGAAUACACUAUGUAUUUGUAAAUAUAUUCUGCUAAUACACUAUGUAUCUGUAAAGGUAUUCUGCUAAUAUUUGUCCUGGACUAAGUCUAAACCAUGUCGGGAAUUUUGUUCAUCAACAUUAUAUACGAGGUGACUCACGAAACAUCCAAAAUGUGCUCGAUUUGACUGAAAUAGACGAUAUUUGUUUGUUUCAGUGUAAUAUUGAAAUAUCUAUCACGGGUGAACAUGAGAUAUGAUAUUUUCACGAGUGAAAAAGUAACAUAUGGUGUUCAAAAGUGAAAGAUAUUCUGAACUUACAUGUAAUGCAAUUCUUUCUGUUUAUUUCAUGAUUUGGCUAAAUUUACCCAUUUUAUAGUUUCUUAUCAUUCAGUGAAAAUGCCAAAUACAUUUCGCUCCAGUAUUUCGAAAAUUCACUAUAAAACAGGUAAUAAAUCAGAAUAUUCAGCUGUCCCUGGAUAAAUACGAUUGUACUUCACUUGUUACCCACCACACUAUACUUUUUCUGGGCCAAACGUUUGAUGUUUCUUCAUGUAAGUUGUGUUUAUAAUGUUUUAUUCCAUUUAGUUGUAAUUAUAUACUUUCUGUACAUGUAUGUCUAUACAGAAUUUUUAGAUUUUUUGGCAUUUUGUAGAAGUGUGCUUUCAUGUUUCCAUCCUCUAUUAUAAGUUACUAUUUCAGUUCAGUUUAUAUAUGUUGUUCCUUAAAAGCAUAAAACAGAGGAAAAGUUCGUACGUAGAAUUUUAGUAGUACUGUAUUUUAGUUUUAAAAAGAGACAUCAUUUAAAUAUUACUGAUACAUAAAUAUCUUUAUGUAUACUUUCUAUCUCCCCAUGUCUGAUGAUCUUUUAGCUAGUCGAAACACUUAAAUUUUGCCUAAAUACGAGAAGACAAAUGUAUUUACAAUUGAUCUGUUAUCUUGAUAGAAAAUCAACAAAAGUUUUCUCAAUUUAUAUAGUAUUGCACCCUGUCAUUGUACUAAUUUAUUUUCUCUAAAUGUAAGACAAUUUUUUAUGUUUAUAAUAUUUCAGUAAUUCUUUUCUUCUUAAUAUUUAUUGUCAUGAUUAUAACCAAAAAAAAAUGUUUUUGAUUCAUAACAUUGACUGUCAUAAUCAUAGGACAAUGUUUUAGAUUGAUAACAUUUAUUUCUGUCAUUUUAUGUUUCUUUGGACUUCUGUUACGUUUUCCUGCUAAAGACGCAUUUCACAGAAUCUACUUUUUGAUGUUUCUCCGUGUUUAUAUGUAUAAUUUUACAUACCAUUCAUCAAUAAUUUGAUGCUUGAAUAUGAAAAUAAGUGUAUAUAUUAGUUUGUUACAUGAUGUAAAGUUUUCUUUGUUUUAUUAUCACAUUUUAGUUUGUAUCUCUUGUUCUUUAAAAUAUCAAACAGAAAAAAACAUCGUACAUACAUAAUUAUAAACCCAGAUACUAGUAUCCAGGGGCUAUACUGGAUUCCGGUCCGUACGUCGGUCCGUCCGUCCGUCCGUUUGUAUACGGUAUAUUUGUCCAGGCUGUUUCACAGCAAUUGUUUGCCAGAUUUCAAUCAAACCUUGUAAUUAAUAUGAGCACCAAGCCUAGUUAUGCAUGUGUGAAGCGGGUCUCAUUUUGGAUAUUUUUCACUUAAUUAUGGCCCUUUAUUAAUUAUUUUUUUAUAUAAUUAUGGUAAAAAAUUGUCCGAGCUAUUUCUCGAUCUUUAUAUGCCAGACCUUUAUCAAACCUUGUAAUUAUCAUUGCUACCAAGUCAAGCUGUGCAUGUGCAAAGCACGUUCCAUUUUAAUGAUUUUUCUCAUAGUUCUUGCCUUUUAAUAUUUUUUUCUUCAUAUGUAUAUAUAAAAAAAUGUCCGCGCUAUUUCUCGGUCAUUCUAUGCCAGACUUUUAUCGCAUGACAGCUGCACUUUCCUUUGAAGUUUUGUGUUUACUAAAUCUGGUAUCGCCACGGUUAGCUGUUCUCUAAAUUCCGUUGCACUCGGGAUCCUCGAAAAUCUGGGAUGGGCUCAUGGGAUGGGCUCGUGGGAUGAAAUGGGAUGGGCUCAAAGACAUGGGCUGAACUUAUUUGCCCGUAAAUUUUCUCAGAUUCUCGAAGGUUUCUUAAGGUGAACAGUUCUCUAUAAAAUAAAUGAUACUCCUGGGAAUUCAUGCCAUACUGCCAAUAAGAUCUGGUCGAGGGUAACAAAAUGGGUUAAUCAUGUAAUGUCUUAUAGCAUAGGGUAAUAACAGUAACUACAUUUUCUUAUUAUUGAUAUCAUUAUUAUUGUUAAUUCUCUUGAUCUAGUCAGUAGUACACUUAAUAAAACAGUAAUAAUUUUAAAGUAAUAUUAUGAAAAAUAAAAACACGUAGAACAGUAAUAAUUUUAAAGUAAUAUUAUGAAAACUAAAAAAUAUAUGUUUCUUGCAUAUGUAUUUAUAACUGAUACCUUUAUGAAAUAAAAGUAAAUUAUUUAGCGGAAAAAAAUGUAUUUGAAUGUCAAAACAAAACAUUUCGGUAAAAUGAAGAAUUAUGAAGAUAAAGGUUAGAAUUACAUAUAUACAUGUCAGAUUCUCAAACAUAUGGCAAUUUUCUAUUUAUUGAUUAUACAUGAUGUUUACAAUAACACAAUACAAUAAAUGACCAUAUUUUGUUCCAGAUAAUUGCUUUUUGGCUCUACUUAUCAUUAAAAAGAUUUUUAUGUUAACACCAAGAUUAUAUUUUGUUCAAAAUAAUUGCUUUUUUUUUUUUUUGCUUUACGUAUGAUAAAAAGUACAGUCCAUAAUUUUUUCAUUACUUAUAUUGGAACCGUAGAAGUACAUUCUAACAAGUUAGAGGACUAAGUGUUGGUAAUUUUUUUACUUUGAUUCCCUUCUUGGCAGCGAUACAGUGUAGGUCUCACUCUGGGAAUUGUAAUUAAAGGUUGUGUCCCUGUUAUUCUUAGCUGACCUCUUAAUUGCCCAGUUGAACUUUUAAUGCAUGUUCCGCACUAUAUAUUUCUUUGACCUUGGGCCCACGAUCCCAUGACCUUCAGCCCAUCCCAUCCCAUCCCAUGAGCCCAUCCCAUGAGCCUAUCCCAGGUUUUCCAGGCUGCCGUUGCACACAGGUAUCGCUCACAGUUUUCUCUGUAUGGCACAGAAAUUAGCAAAUGUUGCUGUGAUAAGGUCUUGAAAAUGAUAAGCAAUUUGAAAUAAUUUAUCACUGUAUGUCUGUAGUUAAGUUCUCUAUAUCUUGAUUUAAAAUUUUGAUUUUUUUUAAGUGCCAUAAAAAUAUAACUACAGACAUGAUUAUGACAUUCUAUUCAGUUUAAAAAUUCAAAAUUACUUUUCUGGAAAAGUUUUACAAUGCACUCUAGGUGUUAAUUACAUUGAUACAUGAAGCCUUCUGCUAAUCAGGUUUGUUGAUAAAAUUAGCCACGGCAUUGUUUACAUAGGGUUCAUCGGACCUCGUUAUUGCCUCUCGGCAAAUUCAAAUUUUUGAGAGUUAGUUUGAAUUAUUCUUUGAAACUCUACUUUACAAUUAUUUGUUUUAAAAAGUAAUUACACCGAUUGCUAAAGAAUGUUUCUAUGUGUAUUUAUGCAAUUUUUAUAACUUUUAAUUCAGUACUUUAUUUAGAAUUUUGAAAAAGGGCUCUCUGGUUUAAAGCAUGCAUAAUUCCUAUAAAAACUUGCCACAGUGCCAUCUUCUGGCCUUUAUAUGGCAGUUGAAUGAUGAUACCAGCCGGUAACACACAUGUAUGUAUUAUCUAACUUAUACUUAUUUAACCUUGUUAUUAUUAUUAUCAGUAGAAAGUGUAGUUGUGCAUGUGCGAAGCACGUUCCAUUGGAAUGAUUUUUCAUGAAGUUAUGGCCCUUUUUUGUUUCUAAUAUGAAUAGAGUUACAUUUGAAAAAAACUUCAAUAAUUUCUAUGAUAUUUCAUAUGCUGUUAAGUAUAACCAGUUGAUGACCCUUAGUGAUUACAUGGUCCCUUGACCAUGACCAUGACUUACUUACCUAGAUGAUUCUUUUUCAAGAUAUUGCUAUAAAAUUUGGACCACUUGAAUGUACAGUUUUGAACAUUGAUCUCAACACUGACUUUCAGUGGCCUUGAUUUCGACCUACAGACCUACUUUUUAAGGUAAGCAAUGAAAUUUGGAGAUCUGAUACAGUUUUGCAGAACAUAUUUUGUGCAUCCUUGUACAUUUUCUUCCUGUACAAUGUACAAAUUCAUAUUUUCAAUACCUCUGUUCCUCUGACAAAAAAGCUGCUGUCAGGGAGUUUCCAUCAACAUUAGUGACAGGUAAUGUUUUUAAUAGUCAAGUUUGAAGGAUGAACAUAUUUGUUUCUUUUUGUUACAAUUAAUGUUUCAUUUUGUGCCUGUGGAAACUCAAUGUCCUUUUCUUAUUGUUUCUGUGACGGCCAAAACGUGUAUUCAAUGCUGUCUUUGUGACAUUUUAUGACGUUAUUUUACAGGUGGUAAAGAUUGAAAUUGAAUUGUUCAAAUAACAUUUUCUUUUUUUUUAGUUGAUAAGCCGUCUAUUUUCCAUUCCAUGUAAAACAGUACAUAAAUGUGCAGCAUGUAAACAAGGGAUAUCAUUAAAAGCUUCAUAUGUAAGCUAAGUGCGGAGAUAUCUUUUCAAACUGAAAAACAAAUUAUAAGUAAAGAGAUGUAUUUUUGAUCUUAGCAUAUACUGUUUAUGGAAGGAUUUUUUUAAAGAUACGAACAUUUAAAAGAGUUAAUGAAAUGAAUGUAGGUUAUGUUUAAAAAGUUUCUUAAAUCAAUUUGCCCACAAACCGACAUCUACUCUCACAUAUCUAUAUGAUCCUAUUUCAUAUCAUGUGAAGAAAGUUUCCCUUUUACUGUUGCAAUGUGUUUUUCUAACUCUUUUCUUUCUUGAAGGAAUAUUAAAAAGUUCUGAAAUCUAGGGAAAGUAUACAUUAAUUUAAUUUUGAAGAUAAAGUAUUUUGCUAUAAUUAUUAUAUAAUUAUCCAAACAACGUUUUUGAGCUUGAGGGGUGUUUAAAGGGCCAAAAUCAAUUCUACGGAAGUUUAAAUCGACUUUCAAAUUGUCAUGAAAGAAAGUUUAAUUAGUUUGACAAAAAAUUUUGAAUAUAUAUAUAUAUACAAUCCCAGAAUUAAUUACAAUUGUUACAAUACUCACAGGGACUGGACUGAGAAAUAUUACAUUUAUUGAGAAAUGUAUUGGUAGGAAUAAUCCACAUAACAUAUUUAUAUUGAAAUACUCUCAACUUAGCCUCGACAGUAAUUUUAAAUGGUAUUAUAUAGAUACUCUUCCAAUUUAAAUUUACAAUAUUCGUUCCAUUUUUCUUCUCAGAAUCUGCUGUUACGAUUUUAUUGCUUUUAUUGUUUUCUAAAUAUUUGUUGUAAAAGAGUUUGUUAGGUUUUUCAGCUGCAUGAUUUCAUUAAUAAGACAGUAUGCUUUACCCAUGUUUUCAUUUACCUUUUCUGACUUUAUUUGUGCUUUCUAGGCAGAGGGGAUGUUUAAUACCAGUGAAUGGUAGUGAAGAUAAUAUUUAUUUUCAAUUCCAUAAAGAGUUUGAAAUUCCUCAAAUAUGAGAAAUCGUUUGUUUUCAUAGCUAUACAAAUCUUUGAUCAAUUUUACCUCUUUCUCCAAUCAUGAUUAAUAGAAAAUAGUUUUGUCUGAUAUUCUAAUUAUUGAAUUACUCCAUAUUAUGUCGAUACGUUUUCAAUAUGUCUUCUUUUUCAAAAUUGAUGUUGGAUUAACUUGAGAUAACGUCCUUAAGGAAGGUGUUUUUUAUUUUAGAAGUUAUAUUGGAGUAUAUGAAGUUGCAUUUUUAAUUUCCAUUAAAAAGGACGUUUUCCAAGCACCUUUGUUGUCUGAGUUUAAAAUUCGUUUCAUUAAACUACUUUAAUGCAUUUACAUUAUAUUCGUUCAGAUUUUUUUAUUUGUAAAAACAAUUCCUGAAGUGGUAUCUUGGUCUGGUUUAUAUGGUGUAAUUUUUCAAAAUAUUGGUUUCAAAGCCGUUGAUUUUUUAAAUUCAGUGUUCAGUGUUCAGUGACACUGAUAAGUGUAGAGAAUGACGGGUUUGAACCAUCUGUUAUAAAUGUUGCUUCAUCUGUAAAUAAUGAGAUUUUUUAUUUCUUUACCUGACAUUGUUGUACCUGUAAUACUUUUUCAUUUAAAAUGGCUAGAGACAAAAUUUCUAUAGCAAUUAUGAACAAGUAAGGAGAAUGUGGACAGCCUUGACGAACACCUCUUUUAAUAUUAAAUAGUUCUGACAGAUUCCGUUAUUUGACACACAUCCUUUUAUAUCGUGAUAAAAAAAAAUUCCCAACAUUUAUUUGAAUAUCUGAAGUUAAAGUAUUCAAGUGUUUUCAAAAGAAACCUAUGGUCAAGACUAUCGAAUGCUUUUUCAAAGUCGGCAAAAAAUAAUUUCCCGUCUUUAUUGUCGUUUAGGUGAUCUAUUACAUCAUAUAUCAAUCUACUAUUUUCUUCAACGUACCUACCUUUAAUAAAUUUAUCAGAUAACGUUUUCUGUUGCCAAUAAAGUCUACAUAUACAUUCCAUAAAGCUGAUACUAGACGAUGAAUACAUGUAAUACAGGUAAUAUGUACCACCAUUGAUGUUAACCCCUUCCACUGACAUAAGUAUCCCUGACUUUAUCAAUUUCUGGUUUAAAAUAUUGUGGUAUUGGUUAUUCUUCAGCCAUCCAGGUAAGGUCGUCCCUGUGUUUCCAUAAUUACAUCAAAGAACUUUUUCUGUGACUAAUAUUGUGCACAGAGACAUGUGGUCAUAAGAGACAUGGAGAUAUGCGAAAAAAUAUUAUGAAUAUAUUUGUGUUGCUUGGAUUAUGAUAAAAUCUAAAACAUGCUCACACUGGAAAUGCAUGUGAAGUAACACCAUUUCAUUGGUAAUUACUUAUAUUUUUCAGAAUUUAUAAGAAAUGGUGACCAGGGGCCGUAUUCAAAAAGCAUCUUAAGUAUAAGUAUAAGAAAUUAAUUAUUUACUUAAGUAUUAUUUAAGUAAGAAAUUUAUUUUACUUAAGUAUAUUUGUUAUUCAUAAAACAACUUAAUAAGUAAUUCUUGGCUUUUAUUGUGGACGAAAACAUUAAGAAAAAAUACAUUAAUUUCAGACAGAUACAACAUGCACAAUUAUGCUUAAAGUGCUUUUAUAUGAAAAACAACACUUUAAUCGUACUCACGACGCCAUUUUGUUUUCUGACUUAAGUCAUUUCUUACGUAUCUUAAGUUUAAGCUCUUUUAUGAAUUGGACUUAAGUUUUUACUUAGACUUAAGCUGAAAUCACCACAAACUUAAGUAAAAUCUUCAACUUAAGUCAAAACUUAUACUUAAGAUGCUUUAUGAAUACGACCCCAGACGUCAGUAAUGAACAAAGUAUUCUGCGAUAUAUUUUAAUUUGUAUUACUAAAGCCUGUAAGAUGUUUGCUGCCACAAAAGAGUGAUCAGUUUCUCUCGGUUUCCUUUUGUAUUCCAGUGAAAGAUAAUGCAAAAAUAUAUGAUAUAAAACUUUUAUGUAAAAACGAUCGAAAACUAUUAUAGAAAAAAAGACCUUUUUAUUAAAUACAUCUACAUUGGCUUAUUCUCUAACUCAUAUGCUGAUUAUGUCUCCCCCAGGAGACAUAUUGUUUUUGCCCUGUCCGUCCGUCCGUCCGUCCUUCCGUCCGUCCGUCCGUACGUCACACUUCAUUUCCGAGCAAUAACUGGAGAGCCAUUUGAUCUAGAACCUUCAAACUUCAUAGGGUUGUAGGGCUGCUGGAGUAGACGACCCCUAUUGUUUUUCGGGUCAUUCUAUCAAAGGUCAAGGUCACAGGGGCCUGAACAUUGAAAACCAUUUCUGAUCAAUAACUAGAGAACCACUUGACCCAGAAUAUUGAAACUUCAAAGGAUGAUUGUACAUGCAAAGUAGAUGACCCCUAUUGUUUUUGGGGUCACUCCGUCAAAGGUCAAGGUCACAGGGGCCUGAAAAUUGAAAACCAUUUCCGAUCAAUAACUAGAGAACCACUUGACCCAGAAUAUUGAAACUUCAUAGGAUGAUUGGUCAUGAAGAGUAGAUGACCCCUAUUGAUUUUGGGGUCACUCCGUCAAAGGUCAAGGUCACAGGGGCCUGAACAUUGAAAACCAUUUCCGAUCAAUAACUAGAGAACCACUUGACCAGAAUGUUGAAACUUCAUAGGAUGAUUGGUCAUAAAGGUAGACGACCCCUAUUGUUUUUGGGGUCACUCCGUCAAAGGUCAAGGUCACAGGGGCCUGAAAAUUGAAAACCAUUUCUGAUCAAUAACUAGAGAACCACUUGACCCAGAAUAUUGAAACUUCAAAGGAUGAUUGUACAUGCAAAGUAGAUGACCCCUAUCGAUUUUGGGGUCACUCCCUUAAAGGUCAAGGUCACAGGGGCUUGAACAUUGAAAACCAUUUCCGGUCAGUAACUUGAGAACCACUUGACCCAGAAUGUUGAAACUUAAUAGGAUGAUUGAUCAUAAAGGGUAGAUGACCCCUAACGAUUUUGGGGUCACUCUGUGAAAGGUCAAGGUCACAGGGGCCCGAACAUUGAAAACUUUUUCCGGUCAGUAACUUGAGAACCACUUCACCCAGAAUGAUGAAACUUCGUAGGAUUAUUGGUCGUGCAGAGUAGAUGAACCCUAACGAUUUUAGGGUCACUCUGUUAAAGGUCAAGGCCACAGGGGCCUGAACAUUGAAAACCAUUUCCAAUCAAUAACUUGAGAACCUCUCGACCCAGAAUGUUGAAACUUCAUAGGAUGAUUGUUCAUGCAGAGUAAAUGACCCUUAUUGUUUUUGGGGUCACUCCGUUAAAGGUCAAGGUCACAGGGGCCUGAACAUUGAUAACCAGUUCCGAUCAAUAACUUGAGAACCACUUGACCCAGAAUGUUGAAACUUCAUAGAAUGAUUGAACAUGCAGAGUAGAUGACCCCUAUUGCUUUUGGAGUCAGUCUAAUAAAGGUCAAGGUCACAGUGGCCUGUUCAUGUAAAAUCAUUUUUUUGGAAAUAACUUAAGAACCACUUGACCUACAAUGUUGAAACUUAAUAGGAUGAUUGGACAUGCAGAGUAGAUGACCCCUAUUUAUUUUGAGGUCACUUGAUCAAAGGUCAAGGUCACAGGAGCCUGAACAGUGACUUGAGAACCACUCGGCCACUAGUGUUGGAAUUUAGCAGGAUGACUGGACAUGCCAAGUAGAUGAUCCCUAUUGCAGCCAACCAUCAGUGUCUGUUUGACUUUCGCUCCUGACCCCUAUUGACUUCGUGCCUAUAGGACUUUGCAUUGGGGGAGACAUGCGCUUUUUUACAAAAGCAUUUUCUAGUUUUAUUUUAAUUCCUAUCAUCAAAUUUUCUAAAACAAACAUUUUCAUUCAUGGUGGUAACACUGCCAUUUCCGGGGAAUGGCAAAAUGGUAUUCAGAUGUUUCCAAAAAUGAUAGCGUUACACUUCAAACUAAUGAGCUUUUUACCAAUUAUGAAGGAACCAUUCUUAUGCCCUAAGACCGAGUCUUGGUGCCCUUUUUACAAUGAACAAAAACAAUUGAAAUUCUUACGUGACUUCAGUGGGCUCUACAAAACGAUUUCUAGCACAACUACUGUUAUAGAAUUCAUUGUAAUGUUACACACUACAAAGUCAUACCAAGAUAUGUACAAAAACAAUGCAUGUGAAGAAUGGAGAGAUAAAAACAAGAUUGUGAAAACCAGUUACAAAAUUUGACAGGUGGAUGAUGAGUCAAGGCUGUUUAUUUCUACUUACUUGAUUAAUUUUCUUAAAAAUACUACUCUAUAUCGUAGAUUACAACUAAUAAAUUAAACAAUAAAAGAACUAAUUGUUGA
Messenger RNA from Mercenaria mercenaria, 12714 nucleotides. Its product is annotated as toll-like receptor 4. NCBI's taxonomy places the organism in Eukaryota, Metazoa, Mollusca, Bivalvia, Venerida, Veneridae. Gene Ontology annotation, molecular function: protein binding; transmembrane signaling receptor activity. Gene Ontology annotation, cellular component: membrane. Bases 83 to 2650 code for a protein of 855 amino acids. The record is from RefSeq and is a predicted model, not a curated record. Gene Ontology annotation, biological process: toll-like receptor signaling pathway; inflammatory response; immune response. The transcript has 2 exons.